Mytilus californianus (California mussel) is the source of this 918-nucleotide messenger RNA. RefSeq names its product transcription initiation factor TFIID subunit 8-like. Gene Ontology annotation, biological process: transcription initiation at RNA polymerase II promoter. Gene Ontology annotation, molecular function: protein heterodimerization activity. Gene Ontology annotation, cellular component: transcription factor TFIID complex. Bases 101 to 904 code for a protein of 267 amino acids. NCBI's taxonomy places the organism in Eukaryota, Metazoa, Mollusca, Bivalvia, Mytilida, Mytilidae. The transcript is spliced from 6 exons. The record is from RefSeq and is a predicted model, not a curated record.
AUACUUUGGAAAAACAAACAUGGAAGUCAAAAAGUGACAAAACACAUAUAUUUGUUGAGAGCUGACAAAUGUUGUAAAUUACAUACUAACCAUAGCAAAAAUGGCAUCAGAAUCUGACCAACAUGCUAUUUCAUCGCGGAAAGCAUUAAAAGUGGCAGUUAGUGCACUGUGUUUAGAAGUAGGGUUUCAGACAGCUGAAGAGUCAGUUAUUGAAACAUUGACUGAGAUGUUGGAAAGUUUUUUAAUGGAGCUUGGCAGGAGUACACAGGCCUUUGCAGAAUUAGCUGGCAGAACGGAAGGAAUCAUGACAGAUGUUAUAAUGGCUUUAAUUGAAAUGGGUCAAAAUAUUCAUGCAUUACCAGGGCAUGCCAAAAGACCAAAUAAAACAGUAUUUCUCCCACCGGCACACAGUGCUCCACAUCCCAAUAUUAAGAUGUUACAGACAGGAGAUCGUAGAGAACAUCCUUCACACAUACCAGACUAUCUACCUCCCUUUCCUGAUCCUCAUACAUACAUAAAAACUUCUACCAAAAAAGCUCCAAUGAGUGAAUAUCAAAUGAUCAGAGAGAAAGCAGCUUCUCAAAAACGUGAUGUUGAGAGAGCAUUAACAAGAUUUAUAGCUAAAACAGGAGAAACUCAGUCCUUGUUUAGAGAUGAUACAACAACAUAUCCUUUAAUUGCAGUUAAACCUAUGCCUCUGCCAUAUUUGAAUGCUUUGCUUCCAAAAGAUCAAGAUCUAGAUUCUCAGGAUCAACCAGAGACAAUGGCAGUUAAAAAACGCAAAAGAGCACCAGAACAGUCUGAAGCAAUUGGUGAAAAUCCACAAGGAGUUGAUGCAGAUUCAAUAGACAAUCCAUAUUUGAGACCAAUGAAAAUUGCUAAAUACAAGAAAAGAUUAAAAUAGUUAUGAAUUUACAA